Molecule: messenger RNA, 9629 nt
Organism: Meriones unguiculatus (Mongolian gerbil)
Lineage: Eukaryota; Metazoa; Chordata; Mammalia; Rodentia; Muridae
Gene: Zfyve26
Product: zinc finger FYVE-type containing 26
Exons: 43
Coding region: 175-7905 (2576 amino acids)
Biological process (GO): mitotic cytokinesis; double-strand break repair via homologous recombination; regulation of cytokinesis
Cellular component (GO): centrosome; lysosomal membrane; midbody
Molecular function (GO): metal ion binding; phosphatidylinositol-3-phosphate binding
Source: RefSeq, a predicted model, not a curated record
GUGGGAUCUGUCACCUGACUGGCAUCAAGCAUGGCCGCCCUGGAAGCUAAGAUGCAUUUGACUCCCGGCGCAGCUGGUGUGUUGCUUGUAGGGGGUACUGCACGGACGAGAACCUUGAGAAUGCAUUCCGCCUAACGCCUCCCUUUCUAACUCCCUGCACUCCGUGCUGGGAAAAUGAGUUACCCAUUUGGAAAAGAGGAAACCGCUACCGAGGAACAGCUUUUUGAAUUUUUCUGCGAGUGCCUGCGGCGGGGAGACUGGGAGUUGGCACAGGCAUGUGUACCUCAGCUACACCAGGGACAAGGGGAGAUCCCCAAAAAGGUGGAAGAUAUACUCCAGGCGCUGGUUCAGUGUCCCACUCUGCUAAGAUGUGGGCCAGACAUCAACCCUCAAAGACUAGCCUGGCUCUGGCUUCUCAUACUGGAAAAAUGGCUGACCCAAGAAAAGAAAUUACUUUCUGCUGUUGCCCGGAGAAAACUUGAGUUUCUUUUUUUAUCAGAAGACCUCCAAGGUGACAUUCCAGAGCACAUCCUCAAGGAGCUGUUUGAAACCUUAGCACAAGGCCCAGUAGGCAGUAUACCUAACAGAAGUCAGAGACUGGAGAGCGGGACUCCUCAGCUCAGCCACGAAGCCGUCUCCGUGCUCUGGAAUCUUCUGACGCGAGCACCCGGGCCAGCCCAGGCCCUGUUGGAACUCCUGCUUGAGGAGCACCAGGGGGCCAGCCUCUGUCACAGUCCUCUGCAGAAAUCACUGCUGGACCUCAUUCGAAAAGCAUCGCAGAACCUGCGGGAUCCCGCCUCCCAGCAGUCUGGGGUGGCCAGUGCUAUCUGUGGAGCCCUUCAGGCUCUGUGUUACACUGUUGAGCCACCAGAGAGUGAGUGGCGUGUCCUGUGUGAGGAACUGUUGGAGACCUGUAGGACUGAGGGCAGUCCCCUGCAGGAAGAACGGCUGCUUGGUUGCCUGUUGCACAAGGCCGGAAGGAGCCUACUGUCCCUCUACGGCCACAUCUAUGCAGAGAAGGUGACAGAAAGGACACCAAAGGCCACACUUUCAGGAAAAGUGUCCCCAGAUCAUCCAGAUCCUGAGCGGGUAAUGCUGGCCCUGUUCUCCACGCCUGACCCAGCCCGCGCUUGGAAGAUGGCCUUUUUCUACUGCCUGAGUAACAGCAAACACUUCCUGGAGCAGAUCCUGAUAACAGCACUAACCCUGUUGAAAGAGGAAGACUUCCCCAACCUUGGACGCCUGCUUGAUCGAGAGUUCAGGCCCCUCAGCCACCUGCUCAUACUCCUGGGCUGGACACACUGCCAGAGCCUUGAAUCAGCUAGAAGACUACUCCAAACCCUCUACAGGACCCAGGACAGAGGCCACGAUGAGCUUCUCAGGGACGCCUGUGAAGGACUGUGGGCUCACCUGGAAAUCUUGGAGUGGUGUGUACAGCAGAGCAGCAGCCUCAUACCAAAGAGAGAGCUCUUGUGUCACUUACAUGGUGGAGACAGCCACUCCGUGCUCUACUCCCUCCAUCACCUUACAAACCUUCCAGCCCUCAGGGAGGAAGAAGUUCUCAAGCUCUUACAGAAGGUGCCGACCAAGGACCUCCAGCAAGAGCAUGGUGAUACCCAUGAUGCCUCAGUUCCUGAGCACCUGAGCUCGUGUCAGAGCCUGACCCUCUACCAGGGCUUCUGUGCCAUGAAGUACGCUGUCUAUGCCCUCUGUGUGAACUCACAUCGGCACUCUCAGUGCCAGGACUGCAGGGACAGCUCCUCUGAGGACCUGGCCUUGGUGGAGCCAGGCAGUGACUCUCUCCCCUCCCCAGGUGUUUCACAUCUCUUCCCAACAUACCUGGCCAGGUGCCAACAGUAUUUACGCAGUAUCCCCGACUCUCUGUGCCUGGAAAUUCUCGAAAACAUCUUCUCGUUGCUCCUCAUUACCUCUGCCGAUCUUCACCCAGAGCCUCACCUGCCCGAGGACUAUGCUGAGGAUGAUGACACUGAAGGGAAGGGCCCCUCAGGUUUGAGGUCUCCAUCAGAGAGCCCUCAGCACAUAGCCCCACCUGAGAGGAAGUCAGAGCGGGGCUCCCUGGGACCCAGGAGCCUUGCUCAUGCAACGCCAAGUUGUCCAAAGGCAGAGCCGAAAGACAGUUCACCAGGGCCUCCCAACCACAGCUUUUUGGACCUAAAGCACUUUACUAGUGGCAUGAGUGGAUUCCUGGCUGAUGAGGUUGCAAUGGGAGCAUUCCUCAGCCUUAUUCAGGAGCAGCUGGAUAAGAUCAGCAACCACAGCACUCCUGAGGAGACAAAGCUGCCAGAAGGCCACGGCUGUUUGGCAGGCAGAGACGGACUGCAGAACCGCCUGCACCGGUUCUCAAAGGUUCUCUCCGAGGCCCAGUGGCGAUACAAGGUGGUAACAAGCAACCAGGGCUCAGAAGAGCAACCCUCCCGAAGAUACCGGCCCACUGCCACAAGGCAUGCUAGUCUGCGCAGAGGUCGACGGACUAGAAGGAGCAGGGCAGAAGGCCGGGAAAGAGGCUCCAACCCAUCCUUGGAAAGUACAAGUAGUGAGCUGAGCACAAGUACUUCAGAAGGGAGUCUGAGUGCUGUGUCUGGGCAGGUAGAGCUGGACAUCCGGUUACAGCCCCAACCUCAGAGUUCAAUCAUGCCAAUGAUGUUCUCCCCACCUGAGUCCCUGCUGGCAUCCUGUAUUCUCAGGGGGAACUUUGCAGAAGCCCACCAGGUGGUCUUCAUGUUCAACCUGAAGUCCUCACCCAGCGCUGGGGAGCUGAUGUUUGUAGAGCGUUACCAAGAGGUGCUCCAGGAGCUAGCCCGAGUAGAACAUAAGAUUGAAAACCAGAGCUCAGACGCGGGUCACAACACUCUCCGGCGCACGGGCAGUGGGCGCUCGACUCUGCAGGCCAUUGGCAGCGCUGCAGCAGCAGGGAUGGUGUUUUACUCCAUCUCUGACGUGACUGACAAGCUCCUCAGCUCCUCCGAAGACCCCAUCCCCACGCUCCAGGAGGACUUUUGGAUAAAUGCUGCGCUGACAGAGACAACCACUCCUCUUAGAGAAGUUCUGGAAGACCUCAGUCCCCCUGCCAUGGCUGCGUUUGACCUUGCUUGUUGUCAGUGCCAGCUCUGGAAGACCUGCAAACAGCUCUUGGAAACGGCCGAGCGGCGACUGAGCAGCAGCCUUGAGAGCCGGGGUCGAAGGCUAGACCAGUUUGUCCUCAAUCCCGAUGGUAUUCGAGGCUUUCCAGUUGUCCUUCAGCAAAUUAGUAAGAUUCUCAAUUACCCACUCACGUUAACGGGACUAACAAAAUCUGAGAGUCUGGAAGAAAGGGGAGGAGCCGCUCCUCGGUGGAGCAUCUCUGAGCUGCUUCAGAUGUGCUGGCCCAGCCUCACCGAGGACUGCGUUGCCAGCCACACCAGCUUUUCCCAGCAACUGGAUCAGGCUCUCCAGUCACUGAGAGACGCCCUAGCACUCCCAGAGCCCAAGAGUACUCCACUCACUUCCCUAGUGGAGCAGGCCUCGCAGAAAUCCCCUGAGGCAGAAGCCCACCCUGUGUACAUCCAAAGUCAGCUCCUCCAGAAAACCCUAGGGAAACAGACGCUGGUGGGCACCAGGCAGACGGACUAUGUGGGAGCCUUCUUCAGCUACUGCAGCACCCUGGCUGCAGUCCUUCUUCGGAGUUUGAGCUCUGAUCCCGAUUCCGUGGAGGUCAAGGUUGGAAACCCCUUUGUCCUCCUGCAGCAGAGCUCUUCCGAACUGGCAUCACAGCUCCUGCUUGAGCGACAAGUUCCCCCAGACAGGUUGGCAGCCCUUCUUGCAAAAGAGGGUCUCAGCCUCAGUGUGCCACAGGUCAUUGUCAGCUGCUGCUGUGAGCCCCUUACUCUGUGCCCGUCUCGACAAAGCCAGCAGGCUUCAGCCCUUCUGACCCACCUGGACAUGCUGGCUCAGGGGCACACCUCUCACCUUCUAGAUGGCCUGCCCCUCCCUACGCUCAGCUCCCCUCAACCAAGCGAGAAUCUCUCAGCAGAGAGGAAGUCCCGUUCCUCCCCAAAGGAUUCGUCGCUCCCAGCCUUCACCUCCUCUGCCUUGGCCUUCCUGAAGUCCCGCUCAAAGAUACUGGCCACGGUGGCCUGCCUGCGGGCUUCCCGAGGGACGAAAGUGAGCAAGCCCGGCCUGUCUUGGAAGGAGCUGCGUGGUCGCAGGGAGGCACCUCUGACGGCGGAGAAGGUAGCCCAGGAGUGCGAGCACCUCCUGGAACAGUUUCCCGUGCUCGAGGCCGCCCUGCUGGCUAACUGGGAGCCUCUGCGGCAGGCCUCUGAGCCGGGCCAGGGUCUCGCAGCCAGCCUCUGCGGUCAGGCCUGUCUCUCCACUGUGCUCCUGGGCCUGCACUCUCCCGGGGCCUUGGAUGUACUAACUGAGGCCUUUGAGGACGCUCUGGUGACCAGAGAUUGGCCACGGGCCCUUCAGCUCAUUGACGUGUAUGGGCGGGACCUGGACGACCUGAGCUGUGUACAGGAUGCGGUUCUGAGCUGUGCUGCGGCGUGUGACAAGGAAGGUUGGCAAUACCUGUUUCCUGUGAAGGAUGCCUCUCUGAGAAGUAGGCUGGCCCUACGGUUUAUGGACAGGUGGCCCCUGGAGUCCUGCCUGGAGAUCCUGGCCUACUGUAUUUCAGACAUGGAGGUCCAAGAGGAACUAAAAUCUGAGCUACAGAGAAAAUUGAUGGAGCUGCGGGUCUAUCAGAAGAUCCUAGGUUUGCAGGACCCCCCAGUGUGGUGUGACUGGCAGGCCCUGAGGAGCUGCUGUGUUGAGGACCCAUCCUCUGUCAUGAACAUGAUUCUGGAAGCACAGGAGUAUGAACUGUGUGAGGAGUGGGGCCAUCUUUACCCCAUUCCAAGGGAACAUUUGAUUGGUCUGCAUCACAGACAUCUUCUCCACCUGCUAGAAAGAAAAGAACAUGAAAAGGCUCUUCAGCUCCUGCAACGAAUCCCUGACCCCACCAUGUGCCUUGAGGUCACAGAGAGGUCCCUUGACCAGCACCCUAGCUUAGCCACUUCACACUUCUUGGCCAACUACCUCACCUCCCACUUCUACGGAAAACUGACCACUGACCGACACCAUGAAAUCCAGGCGUUGUACGUGGGAUCUAAGGUUCUUCUGACACUGCCUGAGCAGCACCGGGCUAGCUAUGCCCACCUGUCCUCCAGUCCUCUGCUCAUGUUAGAGCAGCUGCUGAUGAACAUGAAAGUGGAUUGGGCCACCACGGCCGUGCGGACUCUGCACCAGUUGCUGGCUGGACAGGAGAUCGGCUUCUCCCUGGACGAGGUUGACUCGCUGCUCUCCAGAUAUGCAGGGAAAGCCCUGGAGCUGCCGUACCCUCUGAGGGAAAAACGAUCAGAUUCCGUGAUUCACAUCCAGGAGCUUGUCCAUCAGGCUUCAGACUCUGAGACCCUGUCUAGAUCAUCGUCAGCUGAGUUCUCUGCUGCUGCUACUGCACCCUUCUUUCCCAGAAAAGGCUCAGCAGAUGUUCAGCCAAACGGUCGAGAGAUCAGGGCUCUGGCUGCUGCUGAGAAUCGCAGUUCUGUUCAGUUCAGUUUCUCUGCUGGAAGUGCCUUAGUCCGUUCCCCCAGUCCCAAGGAGAGGCCUUUCCCUCCGACUCAGCCGCCGCUGGAGUUUGUGCCCCCAGAAGCACCCCCUGCCAGGGAUCAGUGGGUCCCAGAUGAGACCGAGAGCGUCUGCAUGGUCUGCCGCAAAGAGCACUUCACAAUGUUUAACAGGCGUCAUCACUGUCGCCGCUGUGGGCGGCUAGUGUGUGGUUCCUGCUCCACAAAGAAAAUGGUGGUGGAAGGCUGCAGAGAAAACCCUACCCGCGUUUGUGACCAGUGCUACAGUUACUACAACAAAGAUGCACCAGAGGAGAGCCCAUGCCAGUCAGAAGUUCCAGACAACUCUAAGAAUGAAAGCCCCACAUAUUCAGCUGUGGUGAGAGUGCCCAAAGCAACGGAGGUAGAAUGGAUCUUGAGUCUAAAUGAGGAAGAAAAUGAGCUGGUGCGGAGUGAAUUUUACUAUGAGCAGGCCCCCAGCGCCUCCCUGUGCAUCGCCAUCCUGAACCUGCACCGAGACAGCAUUGCCUGUGGUCACCAGCUGAUUGAGCAGUGCUGCAGGCUGUCCGAGGGCCUCACCAACCCGGAGGUGGAUGCGGGGCUGCUCAUAGACAUCAUGAAGCAGCUGCUCUUCAGCGCCAAGAUGAUGUUCGUCAAGGCUGGCCAGAGCCAGGACCUGGCUCUUUGUGACAGUUACAUCAGCAAGGUAGACGUCCUGCAUAUUCUAGUUGCGGCUGCCUACCGCCAUGUGCCGUCUCUAGAUCAGAUCUUGCAGCCAGCUGCAGUGACCAGGCUGAGGAACCAGCUCCUGGAAGCUGAGUACUACCAACUGGGAGUUGAGGUCUCUACAAAGACUGGGCUUGAUUCCACAGGAGCGUGGCAUGCCUGGGGGAUGGCCUGCCUCAAAGCCGGGAACCUCACUGCUGCAAGGGAGAAGUUCAGCCGCUGCCUGAAGCCCCCUUUGGACCUCAAUCAGUUGAGUCAUGGCUCACGGCUAGUCCAGGACGUGGUUGAGUACCUGGAGUCCACAGUGAGACCUCUUGUGUCCUUGCAAGAUGAUGAUUACUUUGCCACCUUGAGGGAGCUGGAAGCUACCCUUCGAACCCAGAGCCUCUUCUUAGAGGCCAUCCCUGAUGGGAAGGUCACGAACAAUGCCUACUACCAAGAAUGUCUCUUCUACCUGCACAACUUCAGCACCAACCUGGCCAUCAUCAGCUUCUACAUGAGGCAUAACUGCCUUCGGGAAGCCCUGCUGCAUCUGCUCAACAAGGAAAGUCCUCCGGAAGUCUUCAUAGAAGGCAUUUUCCAGCCGAGCUAUAAGAGCGGGAAGCUGCACACUUUAGAAAACUUACUGGAAUCCAUCGAUCCAACCCUGGAGAGCUGGGGAACAUACCUGAUGGCCGCCUGCCAGCAUCUGCAGAAGAAAAACUUCUACCACGUCCUAUACGAGCUGCAGCAGUUCAUGAAGGACCAAGUCCGGGCCGCCAUGACCUGUAUUCGGUUCUUCAGUCACAAAGCCAAGUCCUACACGGAGCUGGGAGAGAAGCUCUCAUGGUUGCUCAAGGCCAAGGACCACCUGAAGAUCUACCUCCAAGAAACAUCCCGCAGCUCCGGAAGGAAGAAAACCGCCUUCUUCCGGAAGAAGAUGACUGCCGCUGAUGUGUCCAGGCACAUGAAUACGCUUCAGCUACAAAUGGAAGUGACCAGAUUCUUACAUCGGUGUGAAAGUGCUGGGACCUCUGAAAUCACCACUUUGCCUCUGCCGACACUCUUCGGAAAUAACCACAUGAAAAUGGAGGUUGCCUGCAAGGUUAUGCUGGGAGGGAAAAAUGUGGAAGAUGGUUUUGGAAUUGCAUUCCGUGUUCUGCAGGACUUCCAGCUGGAUGCUGCUGCCACCUACUGCAGGGCCGCCAGGCAGCUGGUCGAGAGGGAAAAGUACGGGGAGAUCCGGCAGCUGCUAAAAUGUGUCAGUGAGUCAGGCGUGGCAGCCAAAAGCGACGGUGACACCAUCCUCCUCAACUGCCUGGAAGCCUUCAGGAGAAUCCCACCCCAGGAGCUGGAGGGACUGAUCCAGGCAAUUCACAGCGAUGGCAACAAGGUUCGGGCCUAUCUGACAUGUUGCAAACUGCGCUCUGCCUACCUGAUUGCCGUGAAGCAAGAACACUCGCAGGCUGCUGCCCUCGUCCAGCAGGUGCAGCAGGCCGCCCAAAGCAGUGGAGAUUCUGUAGUGCAAGACAUCUGCGCUCAGUGGCUUCUGACGAGCCACUCCCGCGGUGCCCACGGCUCAGGCUCCAGGAAGUGACCCUGGGUCGCAGAACCUAGAAACCAUCAUGUGGGAACUACGGCAGCAGGCGCGGUGACACCCAAUGUUCUCCAUCUUCCUGUGGAGCAGGACUUCCGGCCCCGGCCCUGCCCCAGCCUGGAGGGAGCAGGUUGGACCCUACUUGCCUGCGUGGGCAAGAGCAGGUCCUUUCACACAAGUGCCGUGUAAAAUCGUAGAAUCUGUGUUUGUCUGGAGAUAGCCACUUCUUUCUACCUCAGAGUGACUGUGUGUGCGCACAUGCGUGCACAUACGUGUGCAAGCUCCUGUGCACUCACGUUUAUGCCCAAGCAUUUUCUGAACAAAUGAGACUCCUCCAUUGAAGAGAGGCACUUUACUUUCUGCUGAUCUGAAAACCUUCCCCGCAUUUCGGCUCUUAUCUCGGGUCAUCCUGUUUGUCCAUGGUUCCUCUUCUCUAUGCAGACACACUUAAGCAGCAGGGGGUCAACAGAGAAUUACAGAGCAAUGCCAAAAAGAUUGCUUCUUCCUCCUUCCCGAAAUUCAGAGAGAGAGCUUGAGGAGUUCGCCUGUAGACUGACGGCUUUCCCGGCAACACCUCUCACAAGCACAAGGUUUUCAGGUGUGGGCAUCUUAAAGAUAUGGCGACGGUAUAGAUGUUCGGUUCUGGGAGGCGGAGGCAUCCAGAGGGGAGGAAAAGGCAGGCCUCUGAGCGUGGAGCUGGCUCUCAUCACUGUCCCUGCUGCAGGGUUGAUGGGUAAGGACACAUGGCUUUUUCUUUCGGGGUCUAGGGAGAGAAAUGGUAUCCAGGAUCCCGGGGCUGAGUGAGAUGCCAGACAGACUCUACCAAUUUGAGUUCUGUCCUCCUUUGUGCCUCUUGAAUUAGUUAACUAACCGUUUCUCCACCCCUCAUGCUUCCCUUUGGUCUCCUCAGGACCAUGCGUAGAUAUGCCAAGACCUGGCUCGAUGAGGUAGCAGUACACAGAGGGAACGGGGUUCGCUUCAGAGGUGGGUCCACAAAUGAGGUGGAGCAAGGGAAUCACGAGUAAGUCUCGUGCAGUGAAGGGUUUAAUCUGCUUUCACCUGAGAUGAGCCGGGGCUCCAGAGAAAGGAUCUGUCAUCCGGUGACUGACUUGCAAGUGAGAGCCCUGAAGAAAGACCUGUGGCCCCAAGUCUCCCACCAGCCAGAGCUCAGCCUAUUGGUCUCGCCUUUGAUGGCAAGGCAACAGGAAAGUGAAGUCAGCAUCUGUGGUGCUUAGAAGCCCUGUUCAUUUCUUCUAAACCCAAGUUUUUCUUACUAAGCAACUGCUAAUGGACAUCGGUCAGAUCCCAAGCUCUGGUCCUAUUAGAGAAGAAUGGCUAAAGGAAAAUACCAGAUCCCUUAAGGGUUUGGCCUUUUCCUUCUGUGAGUCAUAGAACACACCCCAGCUCCCAGGAGCCGCCAUUGCCUGGUGCCUGCUUGCACUCAAGGCUGUCCUUUUUGCACUGAGCAUAAGCACUUUACACAACUGGGCUGUAAGCCUUGCGGCCCUCGAGUUGGAAUGGCACAACCAGAGUCCCCUGACUUUCUUCUAACUUGAAAUUGUAAAAUAGGUGACCAUUGACCUGGCUAACAGAGAAAAGACUGCAGACCCAAGACAUCGCACUGUGGUCUCCUACAAAGCAACAAUAGCAUCAAAACCGUUGUACACAUUGAGUGGUUGUGUGCCCCACUACAUCCAAGCCACAAUAAACUAUCGAUCCCACUA